This is a messenger RNA of Amphibalanus amphitrite, 1741 nucleotides long. RefSeq names its product serine/arginine repetitive matrix protein 1-like. The coding region runs from base 160 to 1374 and encodes 404 amino acids. Lineage: Eukaryota; Metazoa; Arthropoda; Thecostraca; Balanomorpha; Balanidae. The transcript has 11 exons. The record is from RefSeq and is a predicted model, not a curated record.
GAUUAGUGACGCACGUAUUGGCGUCUGGUGAGUCGAUAGUGCGCAAAUUGUUCGGUCAUUUUCUUAUAUUAUGCUAAACAAUUCAUUUUGAUACUCUAACAAUAUAAACUUGUUUCCAGUUCAGGGACAGGUUAAGCCGCCGACACUCGGAUCAGAAGUAUGGUCGGAGGACGUCGUCUAUCGCCCCCGGGCCGGGACAUGAGGCCCAUGCCCCCGAUGAGGGCCGACCACUACCCGCCGGCGUACCCGGACCGUGAGCGGAUCAAGAGAGAGUACCGCAAACCGUCGCCCGAAAUGCACCGCAGAAGCCGCUCGAUGACGCCGCCGAUGAAGAGGCGUCAUCCGCCGUCGCCCGGCGGGUACCGCGCCGCCAGCCCGGGCAUGCGGCGCCGGCGCAGCCUCACCCCGCCGCCGCCACCGUCCCUGCGCCGCUCGCGCUCACGCUCACCGCCUCGCAAACCGAGAGCGCCCAGUCCUCCAUCUCGCGGAUCGCAUCGUAUGGGAAGUGACUCGAGAGAUUCGCGCAGGAGCGUUGAAAGGCACCCCGGUGACUUUUACGGCCCAUGGGGAACCAAGAUCGCCAUUCACGACCUGAAGAAAAUUACUGUGGACAUCAAGAGAAACCUGCCCAAGGGCAAACGAAGCACCUCUCCAAUUAUCAGACGGAUCAUUAACGCGGACGAUAUCACACUUUAUCGCAGAAACGGCGAGGGAGCCCGUCCGCUUCUGGAGCGGCCCGAGCUGCGCGCGGCCGUCAACCGGCGUUUCGACGACGCGCCGCCGCCGCCGCCGCCGGCGCCGGCUCCCAACGAGCCGCGCGUGGUGGCCAUCAUCCGCGAGCCGGGACAAGCCGGCCCCACCGUUGAUCGCCACGCUGACCGCGCGUUCGAGCACCACCGGUCCCGUUCGCGCGACCCCAACUACGCGCCGCCGGUGGAGCGGCAGAUGCCUGUCGGCGACCGCAUUGACAGGGACCGUGCCGAGCGCACCCAGCGGCAAGUAGAGAAACUUGAACAGAUGGAGGUGGCCAUUGACCGCAAACUCGAACAGAUCCAGCGCUACGAGAGAAAGUAUGAGGAGACCAUGCGCGAUGAGAAGUAUGGGGACAUCAAGGAUGAGCGCAAGCUGGUCGACCGAAACAUCAGGGACCGGCUCGGACCGAAACGCAGCAGAGAUGAGUUUGAGCCUGAGGAGGAUCACCAGCCGCGCCUGCCCGACUUCUCCCAGCGGCCCAACAAGCCGCCCAUCUGGGAGGGGGACAACAUGAGGAGGGACUACUACUCGCACGAGCACCGGGACGGCUUCCGCAGCCGGGGGCGUGGCUUCGUUCGGGGGCGUGGCCGCGCCAGGGGGCGUGGUGAGUACGACUUCUAAACGGACCAACGACGGUACGAGCCAAGCAACCUGUGUUCGGGGUUGGUGGUCGGAUGUCGCCCACAUCGUGGGAGCACGACAAGUACGAGGCGUUCUGAGAGGCUGGCCCGCCACCGGACCACCCGUGCCGCGGUACAUCCGCUCCCGGCCGGCCGCCGGGCGCUCAGCGCGCAGCCACACACCGUGAGCCGACAGCGGUGUGUUCGGCGCCGGGGAACCCAGAGGACGGCAGGGCGGCGGUCGGACAAACCGCGUCACCGCCACCGAGCGUCGCGUUUCGUCACUGGCAGUUUCAUUUCACAGACUAGCCGCUCAUGUAUCGUGUUCGCCGUUGUUCAUAAAAUACAGCCAUUAUAACGUGCUGGUA